This is a messenger RNA of Ctenopharyngodon idella (grass carp), 3391 nucleotides long. It is a transcript of the gene tdrkh, whose product is annotated as tudor and KH domain containing. Gene Ontology annotation, biological process: spermatogenesis. Bases 213 to 2807 code for a protein of 864 amino acids. Gene Ontology annotation, molecular function: RNA binding. The record is from RefSeq and is a predicted model, not a curated record. Lineage: Eukaryota; Metazoa; Chordata; Actinopteri; Cypriniformes; Xenocyprididae. The transcript is spliced from 15 exons.
GGAUCUAGUGGUUGACUUGCGGGAUGGUAGCCAAUCAUUGCUAAAAGGUUAACUGUGCGUACUGCGUACUACAGAAUGAAGCACGGCAGCGCCGGUGGAUCAGCAACACGCUGACGGGUGUCAUAAGAUCAUUUGAAGGACUCGCUACGAGGGUUCCCUCACAUUUUGUACCGUUUUAGAGGUGGAGUUUACCGGUUGGUCCGACCCAAGUGAUGGCCGCGGUGCAAGAUGGACCGUGGAAGAGCCUGAGCUCGGGGAAGAAAGUAGCUUUGGCUGCCGGCCUCUCUGUGGGCGCCACGGUGGGCUACCUUGUUUACCGUCAUAUUCGAAGCAGCAGUGUGCAAUGCCAAAGCAAAGAGGAGUCCAGAAUAUCUGUUCCCCUUAACGUGUACCGAUCUAUUGCAAGAUAUCAAAGCGCCUUUCUAGACCUAGUGAAUCAGAAGUCUGGUGCCCAGAUAAAUGUGCUGCCGAACACUGAAGAGCAGAGCAUGGUGAAUUUUCUGAUCCAGGGCUCACCCGAGCAGAUUCUGGUGGCACAGUGUGCGCUGGAGAAACUGGCCACCGACUGUGAGGUCAUCACUGAUGUUAUAGACGUGCCUCAGACGGCAUUUGGGCGAAUUAUAGGUCGUGGUGGUGAGACCUUAAAGUUCAUAAACAGAGUCUCAGGGGCCAGGGUAAACUGCUCCAAAGAUCGUGGACAUGGCUUAGAGGAGAAGGGCAAGAUCACAAUUACCGGCACCCGCAAGGAAGUUCAAAGUGCAAAGGAGAUGAUCAUGGAGAAGGUCAUAGAGAAUGAAACUGUACGGAAGCGGAUAAGUCAAGCUUCUGCACUGCGUCAGAAAAGGAAACCGCCGGAAAUUGAGCAAUUUAACAAGGCCCAAGGACCAGAGAAUGAAUUAUUAAAGCUUAAUGGAAAAGAUUUACCUUCCCCAGUGAUUGAGCUUAAACAAGAGGAGCCUGCUACGGUCAACGGCUUUGCAGACGGCAGUGAUACUGCUGAAAACUCUCUUAAAUCAGAGGAGGAGGAGAUUCUCUCUCCAGUAUCGCCUUUGGAGAUCUCCAAAUUUGAAAUUCCUAGUCCAGACCUGAGCUUCCAGCCCGAUGAGCAUCUGGAGGUGUAUGUGUCUGCCUCUGAGAAUCCUCAACACUUUUGGAUCCAAAUCCUGGGGGUCCGAUCUCUACAGCUGGAUAAACUGACUGCCGAAAUGAGCCGUUUCUACAACAGUGAUACCUCACAAGAGCACAGAGUGGAGACCAUUAUUGUUGGAGACAUAGUAGCUGCUCCAUACAGGGACCAUGGCACGUGGAAUCGUGCUCGAGUGUUAGGAAUUCUGGGCUCUGGCCUGGUGGAUUUGUAUUAUGUGGACUUUGGGGACAAUGGGGAACUUCCACGGGAACAUUUACGAAGCAUGAGAAGUGACUUCCUGAGUCUGCCCUUCCAAGCAAUUGAGUGCAGCCUAGCAGGGGUUCGUCCUGCAGGAGAGGUUUGGACUGAGGCAGCCCUGGAUGACUUCGAACGCAUGACAUACUGUGCUGAAUGGAAACCUUUACUAGCCAAACUGUACAGCUAUUCUCAUUCUGAGAUCUCGUCCUGGCCCAGUGUGAAACUCUAUGACAACAGCCAGGGAAAGGCUGUGGAUCUGGGUAAGGAGUUGAUUAGUCUUGGUCAUGCUGUAAGCUGCGAGGAUGAAGGGAUUGGGCUGAGGGGAGACUGGGAUGAGUCCAGAUCAUUACAGAAGAUGCUGGAUGAUAUGACUGGAGCGACCUCUGAAUUCAGUAUGUCCUGCAUCAGUUUGUCAGGUUCAGCAUAUCCGUGGGUAAGCAAGAAGCUGGAAUGGUCUUCGUGUCUCACAAGCUCUUUGGAGGUGGAGCGAGCUGACGUGGACCAGAGCCCGUGUUUUGGACUCAUGUCUUCCUCUUCCCUGAUCCACUCCACUCCAUCUCAGAACCUGAGUGAUCUAGUCAGCCAAAUACUUGAGUCGUCUUCUUCCGCGCUAGACCCUCCAAUCCAGUCCAACAACUUAACCCCAGUGUCACCAUUACAUGUCCUGUCAGUUCAGGAAAUCUCGUCCACAUCUCCUUCCUGUGUGGAGGCUGUAACAUCAGCUCUGGAUUCCUUUACUCUUAGUGAUGACGUUUUCCUUGGCAUGCAUUGUUACGGCAAGAAGAUGACAUCUACUGCGUCAGAAGAGACGGGCUCAUCUUGUACAGUGGACAGUUACAGUGAAAAUACAGAGAGCAGUAACAGCAGUGAUGGCAUCAGAGGAGUGUGGUAUUACCUUACUUCCUCUAGGGACUCGUCCGAGGCAUCUCUCAGCACCACGAUGCCUCAGUCGUCCACUGCAUCAUCUUCGUAUUUGACAGAAUCUUGUGACGGGACCACUUCUUCCUCUGUCUCUGUGAUUGAACUGAGCUCAGAUUUAUCCAGGAGUGUUGAAGAUGCUGAAGUGGCACUCAGUCCAGCUAAUCUGACUCAUCCACACCCGAAUCCAGAGGUUAUCGCUCUGAGUGACAGUAGCAGCUGUGGAAGUGACUUAAUUAGCACUUCUAAAGAGCAUAAACAUGAGUCAUUUACAGAAGGAAAUUUAGAUGAACCAAACCUGCUAAAAAGUGAUGUGAAAUGCCAGACGCAAAACGUGAAUGGUGAAAGUGUAACUGGAGGAAGAGGAAGUAAACAAGACCUUCAGGAACCAAAGAACAUGGAUUUCAGAAGUGAAAAGGGGAUCAGUGGUGAAGACAAUUCAACAAGAGAAGUUGCCUCAAUUUCUGGAAGUGUGGAUGACACUAUUGAUGAGGAAUUCAACUGACAAAAGACCAAAGAAAUGUAUGCCUUGAUAUUGAGACCAGUCGUUAUCUUCAUUUAGCAUUCAGCACAUGCUUCCCGUCUCUGAGAAAGAGCCUUACUUGACUACGCCACCUGACUGUAUUUACUGCAUAAGUUCUCUCAUAUAAGGAAUGGUUUUCAGUGUUCAUAUCUUGUCUAAACUUUUCAGGACAUCUUGUAGGCAUUUGAUUUUUUUUUUUUUUUUUUUUUUUUUUUUUAAAUGGUUUACACUUGUUCUCAUUGUGUUCAUCUCAUUUACAUAUAAAAUGUUGCAUAUUUAUUUUGGUCUGAAGAACAGAUAAUAGACAGUUGAAGAGCAGAGCUCAGGGAACUCAUGUUUGAGUCAGAAACCUCAGUAUUGUUGCAGUGUGUAGCACCAAGGUUCCUUUGGUUUGUUUUUUUUCAGUGAUAAGAUGGUUCUGCUUUUGUUGAUGGAUCAUUUUUGGUUUUUGUACAGUUUCUCAUUUUCUGUGUCAAAACUAUUUAUGUUGUGAAUUGAGUUUUAUUACAUUGAAUGCUAUGGUAUAUAUGUGUAUACAAUCAAAUAAAGUCUAUUAUUAUACCCCA